This is a messenger RNA of Suillus subalutaceus, 432 nucleotides long. RefSeq lists its product as uncharacterized. The transcript is spliced from 3 exons. NCBI's taxonomy places the organism in Eukaryota, Fungi, Basidiomycota, Agaricomycetes, Boletales, Suillaceae. The record is from RefSeq and is a predicted model, not a curated record. The coding region runs from base 1 to 432 and encodes 143 amino acids.
AUGGAAGAUCAUCCUGGGCCAGAGCAUGAGAAUACUGUUGUAGAGGCUGAUGAUGGGGAGGAAGUGGUGUUUUAUUUUGGUGCAGCAAAGACCUGGGGUAGAGGAACCAUGUUCAUGAAGCAAUUUGAGUCUGACGAGUAUGCUGAGGAGAGGGUGAGCAAUCUAUAUUUUCCAUUUGCUAGCAAACCUGACUGGGAGAUGGUGGCAUUCCUUCUUUGGUUGGACCUCAGCAUGGCAGACAUUGAUGAGUUUCUCAAGCUUGAAUUUAAAACUACCACUUUCAUUUUGCUCUUCAAGAGAGCUCUCAGGAUGCACUUAAAUGCUACCAUCCCCACCUCAAUGGAAGUAUCAAACAGUCCCUAUGGAAUUUCUGACAAUGAAGACUCCCCAAUGGUCAUGGUGUUCUGGCAGACCGGUGUGAAAGAGAAAUAG